UAUUACGGUAAAUAUACAUGAUAUCGCUUGUACUUGUACUGCCAUCAUGGCCAGUAAACAGCUAGGCAAGUUGCGCCAGUGGGCAGGGGAGGUGAUAUCCUCUCGCGAGAAGGCGACGGUCACAGAGGAAUUCCGUGAACUCGAGCUAGAUAUAGAGAAACGGAAGCUCGCUGCUCAAAAACUGUGUCUUGCAUCCGAAGAUUAUCAUCAUGCCCUCUCCAAGAAGAAAGAGAGCGAAUCCCUUGAUAACCCAGAGAAAUUGUUGCCCAUCGACACCCUGGGGGUUGUUAUGAUUGUCCACGGCGAAGAAUACGGAGAUGAUUCUGCCCUCGGCACAUCGCUUAUAAAGUUCGGACGUGCUCAUUGCAAGAUCGCCACUUUACAAGAGGCUUACGCCCUAACUUUCCGUGAUACAUACCUUGCAUCACUUGAGAGCUUUGGCAACGAAGUCAAGGAGUACGAACACCAGAGAAAGAAACUAGAGAGUAGAAGACUCAGUCUUGAUGCCGCCCUAACGAAACAAGAAAAGUUGAAGAACAGCAAGAAAGAGAAAGAUAAACUAGAGGCGGAUGAAGAAGUCGAAAGGGCACAAGCACGAUAUGAGGAGGCUGCCGAAGAUGUGCGGGCGUACAUGCACGCCAUUCAAGAAAAUGAAAUAGAUCAGCUACGCGAAUUAACUAACUUUCUGGAAAGUGAGGUUAAUUUUGUGAAGCAAUACCUAGAUGUCCUACAGGAGACACAGGCGGAAUGGUCUAGUACCUCAGAUGUCAUUCCUCGUCGGGCGGACGGGCCCAUGCAUACUUUCUCUCGUUCCAGUAACACAAAGACUCCGAAGCGCCCUGGGCAGAAGAGAUCUUUGUCUGGCCCCUCUAAUCCUCAGUCUUUGCAUGUAGACUCCUCUGACGAUGAACGGACAAAUACGUCGUCAUUUGGUCGCCGCCCAUCUGCCUCACAUCGGCGUAAUGACUCUGUGGGUACGGCCAAAGCUUCUUCUCGCCCACCUUCCCGCCCGAGUUCAAGAGCGUCGAGAAAGCGAUCGGACAGUUUGGCGAAUCCAGACUCUUCGAUGAGAAUGAGCGUUGCUGGCUGGGCCAACAGUGCAAUGGGCUCUGUACGAGGGAAGAAAAAGGAGAAAUUCGCAUCGUUGCAGGACGAUGACGACGAUCAUAUACAGGGAAGUGAAGGGAGCUCACCAGUUUCCAUGUCUCCGAGCUUCACCACGACACUACGGCGGAAGUCGCAAAGCAAAGAUGGAACUCCGAAGGAGCCUUCUCGUAUUCUAAAGCCACCCUCUUUGCAGGAAAAAAAGAUCGUGCGCGCACUUUAUGAUUUCAAUGGCUCUUCGGAUGAAUUGUCAUUCAAAGCAGGCGAUGAGAUUAUCGUAGUCAAUGAGGUCCUUGACGAGUGGUGGAUGGGUUUGUUGGAUGGGAAACAAGGCUUGUUUCCGACAUCAUACACGGAGGCCAUCUCUAAGAAGCCGGUCCUGUUGAAGCGUUCUCGUAGCGGGAAGGCUUACGAGGAAGAUACUGCCUACAUUGCUCCAUCGUUCCAGUCUGACGACGAUUCACCGGAUGAAGGAUAUAGAACGAGUGAUCUGGAAGAAGAAGACGCGUACAAAUCCAAGCCUCUAAAUCCGUCCCACAGUCCUUUCUUUGGAGGUCCUCCAGACCAUGGUCUUUCAAGUACUAUAAUGGAUGAUGAUGAUGACGACCACCUGAUGCCGUCGGUCUCACGUCACGGUGUAUCUGAUACUGGACCAAACCGAACGGUGGGACCUACUCCUCCAGCACUCCCGAUGCACAGAUCAUCGACCGAUAUCCUUGCAACUCUAGCCUCGGGGAAGAAGGCUCCUCCGCCGCCGCCGCCGCCACGGCGUAGCGCUACUCCCAGUACAACGCCUAAGAUACCUCCCCGUCGACCCAGCGUUCCAGCAUCGUCAUCAUCAUCGAGCUUGUUGGCUCCGCAAAGCACGACGGAAACACCUUCGCCCAAGAGCAGCUUCGGUUAUGAUGCCUCACCUUUCGAUAGCGUGUCGGAUCUAUCACUUCCGAGUACUACCACUUGCAAGGAGUUCAGACAAAACCCUUUCAAGCCCAGGGGCAUGUGCAGUAAUUGCUUUGAACAUCAUGCGUAAGGACCUAAGUGGUGCCAUGAGUAUACCUUGAUUUUCUGUUCACAGUUUCUGUAGAUUAUGUACCAAAUGGAUCUCUACUAUAGGAUAUGUUAUUUGCAUUGUAUGAAUAAAUCCGGGAUUCGGCAAUUAGGCCGGUAAGAAUGUCAAC
Molecule: messenger RNA, 2282 nt
Organism: Guyanagaster necrorhizus
Lineage: Eukaryota; Fungi; Basidiomycota; Agaricomycetes; Agaricales; Physalacriaceae
Product: BAR-domain-containing protein
Exons: 8
Coding region: 47-2134 (695 amino acids)
Biological process (GO): plasma membrane tubulation; endocytosis; actin cortical patch localization
Cellular component (GO): mating projection tip; actin cortical patch; actin cytoskeleton
Molecular function (GO): lipid binding; protein binding
Source: RefSeq, a predicted model, not a curated record